CUUGAGUUUAAUAAAAUGUUGAAAGUAAAUAAAAGCAAAUGUAAGAAUAAAAAUCAGAGGGAAGCAACUUCCGAGCAAUUGGGAUGGGAUGGGGACUGUUCAAACUUCAGUCUUCAAACUCUCGUUUCCUGUCCGUCUCUCCCUCUUAAAGCUGUAUUUUCAAUUCCCCAUUUCAUCAUCAUCAUCAUCAUCUUCUCCAUCCCGGCUCGCCUCGCCGGCAUUUCUUCCAUGGCCGCAUUGUCGCCCAAGCUCAGCCCCACCCUCCUCCUCCUCCUCCUCCUCCUCUCUCUCCUGGCGAGGCCACCCCCCGCCGCCUCCGCCGACGAACUCAAAACCUUCUCCGCCAUAUACCCCAACUUCACGGACUCCGACUACUACCGCCGUAUAUUCGAGGAGGAAAACCAGUCCACCAUCAACAACGGUGCCCUCCAAAUCACCCUCGACUCCGCUGGCGACCUUGACCUAACCAACAUGUCCGGCCGGAUCUUCCUCAAGAAAAGGUUCAAGCUAUGGCAAGGCAGCGGCGGCCCCAACAUCACCCGCGCCGACAGGGUGGCAUCCUUCAACACCUCCUUCCUCAUCAACAUCUACCGGAUUAACAACGCCACUCCCGGUGAAGGCCUCGCCUUCGUUGUCGCGCCGGACUUCAAAAUCCCGCCGAACAGCCACGGCCAGUUUCUGGGGCUCACCAACUCCACCACCGACGGCGCCGCCGCCAACCAAAUCCUCGCUGUCGAACUCGACACGUUUAACCAAUCGGACAUUGGCGACCCGGAUGCGAACCACGUCGGGCUGGAUAUCAAUAGCGUCCGAUCCGACAACGUCACCUCCUUGACGCCACACCAGAUGGAGCUCGCGCCGGGCGGCGGCCAGGCCAAUUUCUUCAAUAUCUGGGUCGAGUACGACGGAAUCAAGAAGGUCAUCGAGGUGUACAUCGCCCAACAACAAGAGAAAAACGGCACAACGCCGCCGAAGCCAGCCAAACCGGUGCUCAGAAAGGCGGAUCUCGAUCUCCGAUCGGUUGUGAACCAGUUCUCCUACUUCGGAUUCUCGGCGUCCACCGGCGACUUCAAGGAGCUCAACUGCGUGCUGAGAUGGAACCUGACGGUGGAACACUAUGGACCAUCCAACAAUGCCAUCAAGAUCGGGCUGGGUGUCGGCGUGCCGAUGGUGGCGCUACUGGCGGGGGCGGGGGCGGGGCUGGUCUAUUAUCUCCACAAGAGGCGGGCGGCGGCGCGGUCGAACUCGAGCAUUCUGGGGGCCCUGAAGAGCUUGCCCGGAACGCCGAGAGAGUUCGGUUUCAAGGACCUGAAGAGAGCCACCGGCAACUUCGACGAGAGGAACAAGCUGGGGCAAGGCGGAUUCGGAGUGGUUUACAGAGGGUUUAUACAGAGCGAGAACCUGGAGGUGGCGGUGAAGUGCUUUUCCAGGGAGAGCAUAAAGGGCGAGGAUGAUUUCUUGGCUGAGCUCACCAUCAUCAACCGUCUCCGCCAUAAACAUCUGGUUCGAUUGCUCGGUUGGUGCCACAAGAACGGGAAGCUUCUGCUAGUGUACGAGUACAUGCCGAAUGGGAGCCUGGACAAGCACCUCUUCGGCGACGCAGAUGACAAGCCACUGAGCUGGAAUCUGCGCUACAAGAUCAUCUCUGGCGUGGCCUCCGCCCUGCACUACCUCCACAACGAGUACGACCAGAAGGUGGUGCACCGCGACCUCAAGGCCAGCAACAUCAUGCUCGACUCCAAUUUCAACGCCCGCCUGGGUGACUUUGGCCUCGCUCGAGCCCUUGACAAUGAGAAGACUUCAUAUGCCGAGGCUGAGGGGGUUCUCGGCACCAUGGGCUACAUUGCACCCGAGUGCUUCCACACCGGCAAGGCCACCCAGCAGUCCGAUGUCUAUGCCUUUGGGGCGGUGUUGCUGGAGGUCGUGUGUGGCCUAAGGCCCGGGACCAAGACCGGUGGCUUCCAGCUCCUGGUAGACUGGGUGUGGUGCCUCCACCGCGAAGGGCGGUUGCUGGAGGCUGUGGACGAGAGGCUCGGCCAGGACUAUGUGGCUGAGGAAGCUGAACGGGUUUUGCUUCUGGGUUUGGCUUGCUCACACCCUAAAGCAAAUGAGAGGCCUAGAACUCAGGCCAUUGUUCAAAUCAUAUCAGGCUCGGUGGCAGCCCCCUCUGUGCCGCCAUUCAAGCCACCUUUCGUGUGGCCUUCAAUGCCGGUAGGGCUAGAAGACGACACUGAAACCGACCCCAGCCAGGCCACCAUCACCACAGACACAAGGUCCUUUGCAAUUGCAACCUCGCAGUAUGGGUCAGGCUGGAGCCCACGGACCCUUAGCCGAGAGAACUAUACACCAUUCAACAGCGACAAAUUCAAUCUCACUCCAUAUAAUAGUGACAAUUACAAGAAGGUCUAGUUUCUAGUUUUUCUACAGCUACUGUAACAUGCUGUAUGAUUUUCCUUUUUCUUAUUUUUUCCAUACCCCCUUGCUUUGCUUUUCUCUUAUGUUUUUACUCAGUGGGUGGAGAACAAAGGUUUAAUUAAAUUGUGUAAAUCUGGGCUGCUGUCUUGUGUAAUGAGUCAUCACAUCCAUAUUUGUAACUUGUAAUACCUCUUGUAAAAGGAGUGUUCCAUCAUUAACAGUUUAAAGUUCAUUUCAUUAAUU
Diospyros lotus (date-plum) is the source of this 2658-nucleotide messenger RNA. Its product is annotated as probable L-type lectin-domain containing receptor kinase S.5. Gene Ontology annotation, molecular function: protein kinase activity; ATP binding; carbohydrate binding. Lineage: Eukaryota; Viridiplantae; Streptophyta; Magnoliopsida; Ericales; Ebenaceae. The record is from RefSeq and is a predicted model, not a curated record. The transcript is spliced from 2 exons. Bases 16 to 2409 code for a protein of 797 amino acids. Gene Ontology annotation, biological process: protein phosphorylation. Gene Ontology annotation, cellular component: plasma membrane.